GGGAACCGCGUACAACCGACAUUUGCACUCCUCUCGUCCUCCCUCCGCCUCCUCCUCACUCCCUCCCUCCCUGGGACCGAUAAUGCCCGUGUUGUACUGACACUGUACUAGCGAUACGGGCUGAGCAGACAUGGAGGCCCGACUAACGAGAGAGGCCCAUGCUGACACAUCCAAGCCCAGCUAACGGCAAGUCGGAGUGGAUUUCGGAGCGUCACGGGAGGUUUUACGGAUACUAAUUGCUCACUUGGAAGAUGAGAGAAUAUGAGGCCACAAGGGAGGACACGGAGUUAAAUAAUGUGAACACCGUUUCUGGACAAUUACAGAGUUGAAGGACGGAGAAAGAGGGCUGGACAGCCAAGGGAGAGAAGCCACCUCAAAUCAAGAGCUUCAUCCUCACAGUUACCCCCUCUCCCCCCUUUCCCCUCUCCCCUCUCCCCCCAUCCCAUUCCCUGAGAAGAUCUCUACCUGGUAUCCCCAACCUUCCCUCCCGUGCAAACUUGUACACUCCCUAAAGUUGUGAUGGAUCAGAAGAUGCAAGGGGGAACUGCAACUCCUCCCCCUCUUAUCUCAGGUGCACCAACUGGAGAACGAGAAAAGGAGGGAGGAGGUGGAAGAAAAGAGGAUGAGGAUGAAAAGAAGAGAGAUAGAGAGAAGGAUGGAGCUGCCACUGUCUCAGCUGGUACUGGAGGGGCAGGCACAGGUGGUCCAGGAGGUGCUGGUGGCGACCAGUCACAUUUCUCCAUCAAAGAAAGCAGCCUGUCUGAAGGCAAUGUCAAACUUAAGAUUGGUCUUCAAGCAAAGCGCAUGAAGAAGCCACCUAAAAUCCUGGAGAAUUAUGUGUGCCGGCCAGCUUUCAGGGCCACUGUGCGGCACACAGGGCGUGGUGGAGGCGGGGCUCGUGGAAACCGUGCAGCAACAACAAGUGAUGGGCCAGGCAAUCAAAGUCAGAGUCCUUCAAAUGGCAGGGAAAAAGAGAGGGAAAAGAGUCCCAGUGUCAACAGACCACCCCCAUCAUCAUCCUCAACCCCCUCUGCGAAAGCUCCUACACCACCUCCUACUGCUCCUCCUCUUGCCAGCACUACCACCAUGUCAUCCUCCCAAGUAAAUGGGAGUGCUCCAUCAAAAAGGGGUCCAUCAAAGAUAGACUGCAAGUCUGACACAAAGCCAGACACAAAAGCAGCAGCCGCCACAUCUGAGAGACCUCUUAACCUUCACCGCCCUCCACCAGACAGUAAAACGCAUUCCUCUGGGAAGAAAGCAGCAACUCCACAACUCAAUCCCCGGACAUCCUCACCUUCUCCACCACUACCUGCAUCAAAAGAACCCAGCUUUGACAGUGUUAAAACACCUCAAUACACCUACAGCACUGAAAGUCAAAGAGACAAGGACAAGGCUGUGCAAAACUGGGGAGCACCCACAGUCACUGAGAAGUUAGCGCAACUUAUAGCGACAUGUCCACCAUCAAAGACCCCAAAGCCAGCAAAACCCACAAAGAUUGACCCCACUCCACCUCUCCCAAGCUCAGGCUUUAUGGCCCCCACAGCUAAGCAGCGAGACAGGGCUAUGGCCAAUAGAAACACAUACUCAAGAAUGGUCCACCUUUCUCCGCCACCUCCUGUAUCACGACCACCUGGUCGGCCUUAUGGUUCUAGGAAUAAAGACAGUGUUAUGGAAAAUUUACCCGGCUUGACACCACUGAGGAAGGAGGACACAGAUGGGGCUGGGAAAGCAAGUAGCAGCAUCAAUAUGAAUAGCAGUAACAGCAGUAGUCGCAGCAGCAGCCCAGCACUCACUUAUGGCAGUAACCACCUGUCACCCAUGUCGAAGGAUAGCAACAACGAAAACAACAUCAGCAGCAUUUCUAAGCCACAGUCGCGUCCUUCUCACUGCCAAUCUCAAACCACGUCCUUGCCAUCUUGUCCAAUAACAUCCUCCAACAUCAGCUCAGCUGAGCAGAGGACAGUGAGUGCAGUGAGUCACCUGGGUUCCCCUGUUCCCUCACAAGGACACCAUGCACGUGAGAGUCCCACCCUGGCAGAAGAAAGCAGUGCAAGUGAUAGGGAGCAGGACAGGGACAGUCCCAGAGACUUAACAAAAGGCCCUCCACUAACAGGAACAGGAAACCCUGAAGGGAAAGACAAGGGGACUAAUACUAAGUCAUUGCGAGUUGAGAGGGGAAAGAGCUCUAGUCCAAACAAGCGCAGUCCAAACUGGGAGAGUAACAGAUAUGUUAGGACUAUCAGUCCCCCUGAGUCUUUUAGACAAAGGGUACCUUCCCCACCAGAGCCAGAUGGUGAAGAAAGUGGCUCACAGACGCCCCUCAGAGAUGACUCUCCAGAUUCAUCCCUAGACUCUCCCUCAGAGCAGGACAGCAAACCCCUUAAAAAACGCAGGGGGAGGAAACCCCACUGGACACGUUUUUUGAACAAAACACAGAGUCAAAGAACAUGCCAGGAUAGUCCUUUUGACCAGGUCACAACAACUAUGUCUUUAUCUUCAAGCUCUGAAACACAGUUGCCACCAGUUAAAAGACCAGUGGGACGGCCUCCCAACCCAAAUAAGGUCAAACCAAAUCCUGUGCCACAAACUCCAGUGUCACAGCUUUUCCCAUCACAACCUAAGAAAAGGGGAAGGCCAAAGUCCAAAAUGCCAAGGCUUGAUGCUCCAGGCCAUGGGCACCCUCCUAACAAGCUGGCCCCUUCCAAGGUCUUUUCAUCAUUACUAAAGUCUAAAGAAGAGCAGGACCCACCUGUUCUUCACCCAGAGGUAGAUUUCAACCCUCCUAAACCUAUGCCUAGAAAACGUGGACGUCCCAAGCGCCUUCCCCCUACCUUACCCCAGGAGGGUCAACCUCCUACAUUGGCUCCAGAGGCUGGAGACAUGGGAGACAAACGUUUCCACAAUAAGGGAAAUGGGCAGCUUAUUAUGAAAACUAUCAUAGGUAAGAUCAAUAAGAUGAAAAGUAUGAAACGGAAACGCAUUCUCAGUCAAAUCCUUUUAGGCCCACGACCAGAGGACACCCCCAAACUUGCUACCAGUGGGGUGGCUGGCCCUGUGGAAUCAAGCACUCCAUCGUUGUCCUCCCUGGCGGCUUCUUUUGGGGGGAAGCUUGGGCCACAAAUAAAUGUUAGUAAAAAGGGCACAAUAUAUAUGGGUAAAAGGAGAGGCCGUAAACCAAAAGCAAUGGGUAAUUCCAUGGCGUCAACACCACCACCAGAACCCUUUCUUUCCCCCAACACCACUUCCCCUCUUCAUCACCAUCAACAGUCCCAGCAACAGCACCAUCUCUCCUCUUCAGAAGUCUUUCCCUCGCCCUCCCUUUCUCAGUCUAGUGGAGGCCACAGCCCCAUCAGUGAUGCCAGCUUUGUUGAGCCUGGCUCAGUGCACUUUGCAAAUCAUACUCACUAUUCUAACUCCCAUAAUAGCCACAACACAUUCUCUUUCCCUCCCCCAACUUUUUCAGCUCCUAAUUCUCGCAAUACAGGACUGGGCUCGUCAUCAUCUAUGGUUACAGCAGCUUCCCAGAAAAAGUCUUCUUGUCGUGGAUACCAUCAUCACCACCAACAUUACAGGCAGCACUACCAUUAUCAUAAGCUUUCCCCUCCCCGGCCACUUCAUCCCACCUCCCCUGCCCCCCUCAGUGAGCUCAAAGAAGCCACUCCGUCACCAGUCAGUGAGUCACACAGUGAGGAGACAGUGCCCAGUGACAGUGGUAUAGGAACAGAUAAUAACAGCACUUCUGACCGUGGUGAGAAAGCUGGAGGGGCGGGUGGCCUGGGUGGAAUUGGGAUGCCACCUGGGAUGGGCAGUGGAUUAUUAAUGUCUGGUGUCAUUGGUUCAGCAAUGGGUCCAGGGGUAGGCCUUAAUUCUAGAGGCAGGCGGCGACACUCUGCUGUGCUUAUGGAACAUCCCUCUCCUUCGCCAUCACCUCAUGGGACAAGGUCACCACCUGAUCCCCGGAGACCUCAUCCGGCAGCCCCUGCCUCCUCCUUAAUGGGACACAAGGAGAAACAUAAGCACAAGUGUAAACGCCGCAGUCAUGGAUGUCCUGGCUAUGAUAAGCUAAAGAGACAGAAAAGGAAACGCAAGAAGAAGUACCUGCAACUGCGCUCCCGCCGGCAUGACCCAGACUUUCUUGUUGAGCUGGAUGACAUUGUUUUGAGAUUGAGUGAAAUACGGAUAGCACACCGUACUACAGGGCAUCGGCUCAGUAGUGGAAUAGGCAUAGGUGCUGGAACGAGUAGAGUCCCAGGGGUAGGGAACAGGGCCAAUGCUGGCAUAGGAGGCACAGGUGGCCCUCCUCCACAUCAUUAUGUCCACAGGGACCUCCUGCCUACAAUCUUUAGAGUUAACUUUGGCAGCUACUACUCCCAUCCUGCAUACUCCUGUGACCCAUUGCACUAUGUUCGUAAACCAGACAUGAAGAAGAAACGGGGACGGCCUCCAAAACUGAGAGAGUCCAUGUCUGAGGUUCCCUUUGUACCUGGACUUGGUUUCCCACUGUCCAGUGGAGGAUUUUACCAUCCCUCAUACACUGUUCCUUAUUCCUCCGGUCCCCUUGGUUUAGGUUAUUAUAGAGGCUAUCCUACAGCCAGUGCCCUCUAUCCCCACCCACACCACCAGUCACAGCACACAGCCCCAUCACACCAUGCUCACCACUCACCGUCUUUCCCCCCUCCUCCUCCCACAUCUUACAUGCAUCAUCACCACCCUUCACAUCUUUUGCUGAACCCCUCGAAAUUUCACAAGAAGAAACAUAAGCUACUUAGGCAGGAUUUCCUUGGGGGAGGAAGGUCCCCCGUUCUGUACCCACCCAUGUCCUCUGAGCUAUCCUUCAACUGGCAUCAUAAACACAAACACAGACACAAACACAGGGAGCGCUGUGCUGAGGAGGACAGGGAGGAAGGAGCAAGAAGUGGAUCAGGGAGCCGGUCUAAUGCAGGGAUAUCCGACAACGGAGCUUCAGGAAAAGGAGAGAGGGUUAGCAGUUUGGGAAUGGCUGAGUCUUUACAGAGAUGCCGCUAUGGACGAGACCCCCCCAGCACCAGUGCCAGCAAGCAAACUGGUGCCACGUCUGCUAACUCCCCUUCUUCCUCCUCAACCUCAUCUGCAGAGAGGUACAAGCGGAAAGAGAGCUCACUGUCCUGUCUAGGACCCUCCAGGCUUACAGUGGGUAGCAGCUCAAAAGGCCACCACCCAGUAGAGUCCUGGUUCAGGAUGGGCAACUCUGAGGCAGACUACUCUCAGCUUUCACGGGGUCAUGUAAUGCCUGGCCAGGGUCCCUUCUCAGAUGGACGGGCUGAAGACCCAGCUGACUGCUCAGACAGUGAGGAGGAGGAUGAGCCUCUCACACCCACAGAGGAUGCACAACCUGGAGCCCAUGAUUCUCCAAACCUUACAAAUCUCUUUGCCUCUGCUCUCACCCGCGCUACGCUGAAGGGGGGAAAGAACAGAAAGACUGACCUAGUACCAGAGAGCUCCAGCUUUUCCCGUGGGGACCGACCCAUUGGUAAAGACCACUCAACAUCAGCAGAGAGGAGAGAGUUGGGGUCAUCAAGUAUUAAGUCAAGAGGUGUUGCCCUCCCGACCCCUGAAGCAUCGGAGGGAUCCCUGCACCACCGGCAGCAGCACCAUCACCAGCCUUCUCUCUUUCACUCCCAUGGCUCUGCCUCCUCAUCCUGCCUCUCUCCCUCUCAGGACUGUUGCCUGGAUGCCUCCCUGCCCCACCACUCCCAUCGGGCACAGCCAUCCAAACACAGCCUGCACCACGUCAACAAAAUCUUACGUGCCAAGAAACUGCAGAGACAGGCCCGUACAGGAAACAAUGUGGUGAAGAAGAGGGGCCCCGGGCGUCCCAGGAAACACCCCUUACCCUCUCCACCGCCAUCACCACCCCCUGUUGUUGAGUUGAAUCCGACCUGGCACAAGGACAGAGGGGUGGAGCGGCCUGCAGGGGUCAUGGGGUGGGAGGGGGAUACUGUGACAGAUGCUAUCGAGUCAGUUGUCCAGGGACAGCAUAGAAAAGGCCAGAAGAGGAAGCACUGGGAGAGAGAUGGCGAUGAGGAAGAGGAGGAAGAAGAAGUAGGAGAAGAGGACAGGGAUGUAGAGGAGCCUGUGGAGCAACUGCCAGAAAGAGAGGAGAACCUGGGCAACCUGGUGGCAAGGUCCAGAACUGGCACAGGGAGAAGCUGGCUUACUCAGGAGGAGCUCCAGCACUUUCGCGGCUCAAUGGAAAGCAAGCCAGAUGGCCACUGCUCCCCAGAACGCCCAAGCACUGUCUCCAGGGAACAAGCUCCACCCAUUCCCAUAACCAGCCAACGGGAGAAACGAGCAGCCAGGCCCCCAAAAAAGAAGUUCCAGAAGGCGGGGCUAUACUCUGAUGUGUACAAGACUGAAGAUCCCAGGAGUCAGCUUCUGCAGCUAAAGAAAGAGAAGCUAGAAUACAUACCAGGGGAACACGAUUAUGGAUUGUUUCCAGCUCCUAUACAUGUUGGGAAGUACCUGAGAAUGAAGCGCAUUGAUUUCCAGUUGCCUUAUGACAUCUUAUGGCUUUGGAAACAUGAUCAGCUUCACAAGAGGCCCGAUGUCCCCCUUUAUAAAAAGAUCAGAUCAAAUGUCUAUGUGGAUGUGAAGCCUCUCUCUGGUUAUGAAACAACGACAUGCAGCUGCAGACCUUCUGACUGCUCACCUGAAAAGGGCUGUCUCGAUGAAUGCCUGAACAGGAUGAGCUAUGCUGAGUGCUCUCCCAGUACCUGUCCAUGUGCUGAUAAGUGUGACAACCAACAUAUCCAGAGACAUGAGUGGGUGCAGUGUCUGGAGCGAUUCCGUACUGAGGGUAAAGGCUGGGGAAUCCGCACCAAGGAAACUCUCCGCUCUGGACAGUUUAUCAUCGAAUACCUGGGAGAGGUUGUAAGCGAGCAGGAGUUCAGGAGCCGUAUGAUGGAGCAGUACUUCGCCCACAGUGGCCAGUAUUGUCUGAACUUGGAUAGUGGCAUGGUGAUUGACAGCUAUCGAAUGGGCAAUGAAGCACGCUUCAUAAACCACAGCUGUGAACCCAACUGUGAAAUGCAGAAGUGGUCGGUUAAUGGGGUGUACAGAAUUGGCCUCUUUGCUCUCAAGGACAUCAACAGCGGCAUUGAGCUCACCUAUGACUACAACUUCCAUUCCUUCAACACAGAGGAGCAGCAAGUGUGCAAUUGUGGCUCAGAGAGUUGCCGGGGCAUCAUCGGAGGUAAAAGCCAGCGUAUUAACGGCCUGCCUGCAAAGACUGGAGGGACUCGGCGACUGGGUCGACUUAAGGAGAAGAGGAAGUCCAAACACCAGCUCAAAAAAAGAGAGGAAGAGUCGAGUGACAGCAACAAGUUUUACCCUCAUCUCAUGAAGCCCAUGUCCAACAGAGAAAGGAACUUUGUGCUGAAGCACCGAGUGUUUCUCCUGAGGAACUGGGAGAAGAUGAGGGAAAAACAGGAGCUCCUGAAGAGAGAGGGCGAGCGAGAGAGGGACACAAGUAACCUGUCUAUAUACACACGCUGGGGAGGAGUCAUCCGUGACGAUGGCAACAUUAAGUCAGAUGUGUUCCAGACGCAGUUCUCGGCCCUGCAGACGUCACGGUCAGUGCGUACACGGAGACUUGCCGCCGCAGAGGAAAACACAGAGGUCACACGUACUGCUCGCCUUGCACACAUCUUCAAAGAGAUCUGCGACAUGAUCACAAGUUACAAGGAUUCAGCCGGUCAGACUCUUGCUGCUCCACUGGUGAACCUUCCCUCUCGGAAGAGGAACAGCCAGUACUAUGAGAAGGUGUCCGACCCUCUGGACCUGAGCACCAUUGAGAAGCAAAUCCUCACAGGCCACUACAAGACCGUUGAAGCGUUUGACACUGACAUGCUCAAGGUUUUCCGCAAUGCUGAGAAAUAUUACGGCAGGAAGUCCUCAGUAGGCAGGGACGUGUGUCGGUUACGGAAAGCUUACUACAGCGCUCGUCAUGAAGCCGCCGUCCAGAUUGAUGAGAUUGUGGGUGAGACUGCCAGCGAGGCCGACAGUUCGGAUUCGCUGGAGCGGGAUAAUGGCCACCACGGAGGAGGGCUGGGGUCUCACGACAAGGACGAUGACAUCAUACGUUGCAUCUGUGGAAUGUACAAGGACGAAGGCCUCAUGAUCCAGUGCGAGAAGUGCAUGGUUUGGCAACACUUUGACUGUAUGCGGUUGGAGUCCGAGGUGGAGCACUACCUGUGCGAGCAGUGUGAACCUCGGCCGAUAGACAGAGAAGUUCCCAUGGUACCCCAGCCCAGCUAUGCCCAGGCUGGCUCUAUCUACUACAUCUGCCUCCUGAGAGACGACCUGCUGCUCCAUCAAGGUGAUUGUGUGUACUUGAUGAGAGACAGCAGACGCUCACCUGAGGGCCAGCCCGUCAGACAGUCGUACCGUCUCCUGUCCCAUGUAAACCGAGACAAACUUGACAUCUUCCGAAUAGAGAAACUCUGGAAAAAUGAAAAGGGUGAGAGGUUUGCCUUUGGCCACCACUACUUCCGUCCUCACGAGACGCAUCAUUCUCCAUCACGCCGUUUCUACCAGAACGAGUUGUUCCGCAUGCCGCUCUAUGAGAUCAUCCCACUGGAGGCAGUGGUGGGAACCUGCUGUGUCCUUGAUCUCUACACUUACUGCAAGGGGCGGCCAAAGGGUGUUAAAGAACAGGACGUGUACAUCUGUGAUUACCGCUUGGACAAGUCGGCUCACCUUUUCUACAAGAUCCAUCGUAACCGCUACCCAGUCUGCACCAAGCCAUAUGCCUUUAACCAUUUCCCCAAGCGGCUCACACCCAAAAGAGACUUCUCGCCUCAUUACGUUCCUGACAAUUACAAGAGGAACGGAGGCCGCUCGGCCUGGAAGAGCGAACGACCAAAGGGAGCCGGGGGCUGCGAGGACGACGGCUCUUCCUGCGACAGAGGUGACGACUUCCCACCCGAGGCGGAAGAAGGCAGAGGAGUUGAGGACGACAUGGACGUGGCUCCACAGGAUCCUGAACUUCUUUCAGUGAAGCCCAAAACAGCGGAGCAGGAAGGGAACAGAGACGAGGAUGAAGAUGACGAGGAGGAGGAGGAAGGGCAAGAGGCCGAGGAACGCAAGGAGCUGGAAGACAUUUCCAAUGAGAGGAUCGGGGAGAUGCUUGAACUCCCGUCAUCCUCGGCGUCCUCGCCGUCACACCACCCAGUGCUGGGCAGGAGGGAGGCCCAGAGGGAACGUCUUAACAAAAUCCUGCUCGAUCUGCUGCACAGAACUCCCAACAAGAAUGGUGAGGGACCGGGAACAAAGCAGGGGGCCAUAGAUGCCACUUAUCUCCUGGAGGAGGGCGCAGGGCGGCGGCUACGGCGACGGACUCUCGGUUUCGGUGAUUUUGUGGGGAGGAAAUAACAUUGCUUAACAUGUGCCUGUCAAGCACACUGUUUUUCACUUUGUGAGCAAGUGUGGAAAAAGGAGAGGGGGAAAAAGAGCACUGUUGGUGAUCUGACCAUUAAGGACCACAGUGCGUCCCCGAGGGCCUCUUCCCAUUUACCUCUUCCAAGACUGUCCUCUCAACUCUGAGACGGUGGAGGGGGUUAGGAACCGCUGACUCUGAGGCAAUUUCAGCUUUCCAAAAGUUCUCAAGGAGCACGAAGAGAGAGGGGACCCAGACUUAUUGCUUAUUUAAGUAGUUUGAUGCAAAACCUGUUUUUUUUUUGUUUUUGUUUUUUUUCAUAAUAAUAGGAGAAAUAACCCAUGCACUUAAAUCCAUUGAACAUGACAAACAUGGGUAGAUGAAUUCCACUAGCGAGCAUCAGAAAUGACACAAGUGGUACUGAACAGGAGUGGAUAGAGCGAAGGAUGGGUUAGUCCUUUACUUCAGUGAGGGUGUGCAUGCUGGAUACUGAGGUCUCCUUGUGGGAUCUUGCUGCAAUGACAAAAAAAGUAAGAGACGAGAGAAGAUCAGUAUCAGGACUGUUGGGGGGAGGGGGGGCAUAGUAGAAAUGUAAGUUGAGCAGUGUGCUCAGAUGCUGCUCAUGAGAAAGAGAACAAGGGUGGCGAACUGCACUUUUGGUACCAUGCAUAUUGUGAAGCUCCGUGUAAUGUAUCUAUAAUGAAAACACACUAACACUCACAGUAUUGGAUGAUGCAGUCUGGAAAAAAAGCGAGUUAAAAAGUCUAUUAUCUUUACCCUGUUAUACUGUAAUUACUCAUUUAGGAACAGAAGAGGCUGGGGGUGCAUUUAUUAACGGGCGGGGGAGGUAAGGUUGAGUGUGCGCUUUAGUCGGUCAAAGUGUCUUGUUGAGGUUUAGAUUUUUUUAUUUUCUCGUGAGGCAGUCAGCUUCGCCCCCGUUUUUUUUUUCUUUUUUUUUUUUUGAAGUAACAUGAUUCACCAGCUCAACUAAAAAAGGCGCGAGCGGGGGGACACUGGCUUUAACAGUAACGCCUUACACAGCUGUGCUCCCUGCCCGCCUUGUGUGCAAAAGUGUGCGUGCACACUUAUCGUGUGUCUGUACUCUGCCAGAUUUCUUGGAAAUAUACCUUUUUAAGAAAAAAGUAAAAAAAAAAAAAUGGAAAAAAAAAUUUAAGGGCUCGAUGGCAAUUAACAGUUUUAAGAAAACUAUGGAAAACAAUACUUAACAUGAAAUGUAUCGUGAUGGUCAUAUUUUCUUAUAUCCUGUGAGAUGGGUGGGGCAGUGUAUACUGGAUAUUGGGAGGGGACGGGAUGGGAAUAAGGAUCCUUUUUUGUCUUUAAACUAUGUUCCUGGUUGCCAUGGAGAAUGUUUAAAAGGAAAUUGUGAUAUUUGAUGAGAUUUCUUCUUCUUCUUCUUCCCCCCCAAAAUGCCUCUGCUAAAAAGGGACAGCCUGCGAUAUCCCUGUGUGGUAAACUGACAGAGACGUGACAAGACUGAGACACUGACAGGGAGGGAGAGAGGGGAACGGGAAGCUGUACAGUGCCAAGUUAUGUAAAUAUAUACACUUUACAUUGAGGAGUGUCUCCAAAAGCAAUAUCUUGACAAAGGAUUUUGUUUAUUAUUGUACUGUACAGGACUCAGCCCUAAAUGUAUUAGGAUUAUUAUAAUAAUGAUAAUAUUAUAAUUUCUUCCGUUUGUAUUACUAUAAUGAAGACACUUAAGCUUGGAGGAAAAUUAUUAUUAUUUUUUUUUUUUUUUAAAUGUCCAGAAAAUCUCACAGUAACUGUCCUGACGACAUGAAAACUAAAACAGUUUUAGUUGCCUAUAAAUUAAAUUCAUCUAUGUACUGCAUGAGCGAGAAGAAUGUCAAACGGACACAGAAGAAGGCAUUGGGACAUGACAGUGACUCAGCGAUGACACUUUUGUCAUUGAAUAUUGUUAAUAAUAUUACUUUUGAGGAGAAAUGUACUCCUUGUUUUUUGCUGCAAAGUGUUGAACACUAAAAAAACAAAUCAACAUAAAAAUGUUAAUGAUAUUUUUAAAAGUGACGGACACAAGAGUACAGCUGUCGGCUCAAUAUCAUAUUGUUUUUUUGUUUUUCUCCUUUCAAAUAGGAAACGGUUCCGUUUUGUGAUAGCAGUCAUUGUAUGAUGCUUGUACUUGUAUUUGUGUGUUUUGUGUGAUUUGUUUAGUCCUUUUUAGACAAUCACAAAAUAAGAUGCAAGCAUUGUAAAUGGCAGACUGGCGGACAUUUUGUGAUGUGUACAGUUUGUCAAAAAAAAAUUCUUCCACUCGUUAAAAGUUUGUAAUUAUGAUUCUUAAGUCAUGAACAAUGCUGUUGGUUUUUACUUUUUGUUUUAUAUUUGUUUUUGUUUUUUUUGUUUUGUUUGUUUUUUAAUAAAAAGCACUACAUUAUUGUGAAUACA
Solea solea (common sole) is the source of this 11842-nucleotide messenger RNA. It is a transcript of the gene ash1l, whose product is annotated as ash1 (absent, small, or homeotic)-like (Drosophila). Lineage: Eukaryota; Metazoa; Chordata; Actinopteri; Pleuronectiformes; Soleidae. The transcript has 27 exons. Gene Ontology annotation, molecular function: DNA binding; histone methyltransferase activity; chromatin binding. The record is from RefSeq and is a predicted model, not a curated record. Bases 520 to 9411 code for a protein of 2963 amino acids. Gene Ontology annotation, cellular component: nucleus.